AUGUCGACCUCGACAUUUCUCACGCUGAUUGUGAACUUAUUCAACUUGUCGGUCGAACUCACUCACCACCGCAUUGUACAAUUUUUCGGCAACAUCGUCAACGUGGUUCCGUUGUCAACAACCACGCCGUCAUCCCCUAUGCGGUUCACGCUCAGCGAGCAUAUUCGGCGCGAGGAUAGUCCUCUCCCCAUGGAUAUCCCGGCGAGUCCAAUGCGGUAG
Molecule: messenger RNA, 219 nt
Organism: Sphenostylis stenocarpa
Lineage: Eukaryota; Viridiplantae; Streptophyta; Magnoliopsida; Fabales; Fabaceae
Source: the annotation of a GenBank genome assembly